AUGACCCUUAACCUAGGAAGAAAAGAUGGAGGGCCCGGGUAUGUUGGUAUUCAGUUUUGCCAAGAAUGUAAUAACAUGCUUUACCCGCGCGAAGAUAAAAACAAUAAAGUUCUGCUAUAUGCCUGUAGAAAUUGCGACUACAAACAGUUAGCCGAUUCGAAUUGUGUGUAUGUUAACAAAAUUAUGCACGAAGUUGACGAAUUAACUCAUAUAAAUCCUGAUGUCGUGAGUGAUCCCACAUUGCCCAGAACAAAAGAUCACAUGUGCCCAAAAUGCAAUCAUCGUGAAGCUGUGUUCUUCCAAGGUCAGACAAGACGAGCAGAAGAAGAAAUGAGACUUUAUUAUGUAUGUACAAGUUGCAAACACAGAUGGACUGAGUGA
This is a messenger RNA of Pieris macdunnoughi, 381 nucleotides long. NCBI's taxonomy places the organism in Eukaryota, Metazoa, Arthropoda, Insecta, Lepidoptera, Pieridae. The record is from the annotation of a GenBank genome assembly.